AUGCUUGCAUCCACAUUACGUGCUUCCUUAAGAGCAAGAGCUAUUCCCAGUGUUUCUCGUUUCGCUGGUUUCAGAGCUGUGAGAAACUACUCUGACCAUCACCUGGAAACUUUUGAAGAAUUCACUGCUAGAUUUGAAAAGGACUUCCAAGAAGCCCCAGAUUUGUUUGAAGUCCAAAGAUUGUUAAACAAUGCCUUCGCCUACGAUUUAGUUCCAGCUCCUGCUGUCAUUGAACAAGCUUUGUUGGCCUGCAGAAGAGUUAACGACUACCCUACUGCCGUUAGAACAUUCGAAGCCUUGAAGUAUAAGGUUGAAAAUAAGGAACAAUACGCUGCUUAUUUGGAAGAAUUGAAGGACAUUAGAAAGGAAUUGGGCAUUGAUUUGAAGGAAGAAUUGUAUCCUGAAGCAUGA
Messenger RNA from Lizanozyma spartinae, 411 nucleotides. RefSeq names its product cytochrome c oxidase subunit VI (gene COX6). The record is from RefSeq and is a predicted model, not a curated record. NCBI's taxonomy places the organism in Eukaryota, Fungi, Ascomycota, Pichiomycetes, Serinales, Debaryomycetaceae. Gene Ontology annotation, cellular component: mitochondrial inner membrane. Bases 1 to 411 code for a protein of 136 amino acids. The transcript is spliced from 2 exons. Gene Ontology annotation, biological process: mitochondrial electron transport, cytochrome c to oxygen.